AACGACCGGGAUGAGUAACAUAAAGACUCUGAUCCACCUGCUGUGUUUCCUGCUGCCAAAGUUUGAGGUGAUCAGGGGGAAAGUCUUGGAGGAGACGUAUCUAAAGUGGGUUCAGUAUAAAGAUGAUUGCAUCAAAAAGAUUAAAAAUGAGCCUCUGCCUCAAGAAGGGAUUUUCUGUAACAGGACAUUUGACAGAUAUGCCUGCUGGCCCGAUACUCCUGCUGGAUUUAUGGUCAACAUUUCAUGUCCUUUCUAUCUGCCCUGGUUUGACAAAGUGUCCCGGGGUUCUGUUCGGAGGCGGUGUGGCUCUGAUGGACUCUGGAAGAGGGACGACAGCGGACAGGUGUGGAGGGACAUGAGAGAGUGUGAAGAGGAAAAAGAGGUGACGUCUCAGGAGUUGUGGCACAAACAGUUGAUGGUGAGCUUCAGGACUUUGUAUACUGUCGGCUACUGCACGUCCCUGUGCACACUUACACUGGCUCUCGUCAUCCUCCUAAGCUUUAGGAAACUGCAUUGCACCAGAAACACCAUUCACACCAACCUCUUCCUGUCCUUCAUCCUGCGAGCUGUGGCAGUCAUUGUUAAGGACACCAUGCUGGAACGCCACUGGGGGAGGGAAAUCAUCAAACAGACCGAUGUGAGUGAGAUGCUGAGUCAUCAGGCUGCUAUUGGCUGCAGGAUUGCACAGGCUUUGAUGCAGUACUGCGUCUUGGCCAAUCACUUCUGGUUCUUUGGAGAGGCAGUCUAUUUAUAUUCUGUUCUCAUUUCCUCCGUCUUCAUUGACAACAACAAAUACCUGCCUUACCUUUGUCUUGGCUGGGGAACUCCACUUUUAUUUGUGGUUCCCUGGGUGGUGGUGAAGAUACUGAAAGAAAACAAUGAGUGUUGGGCUGUCAAUGAGAACAUGAACUACUGGUGGAUUAUUCGUUUUCCAGUUCUUUUUGCCACGCUGAUCAAUUUUUUGAUUUUCUUGAAGAUCCUCGGGGUGAUUUUCUCCAAACUACGAGGCAACAAUCAGUGUCAAUACCCAGAUUACAAACUCCGGCUUGCUAAGGCCACUCUCACCCUCAUCCCUCUGUUUGGGGUUCAUGAGGUGCUUUUCGUCUUUGCCACAGACGAGCAGACAACGGGCAUCCUGCGCUACAUCAAAGUGUUUUCCACUCUUUUUAUCAGUUCAUUUCAGGGCCUACUUGUGGCUUUGCUCUACUGCUUUGCAAAUAAAGAGGUGCAGACAGAACUGAAGAGGAAGUUGCGCAGCUGGAGGACAAAGACAGAUAUUGUGUGUUGUAGACAGUGA
Molecule: messenger RNA, 1297 nt
Organism: Nematolebias whitei (Rio pearlfish)
Lineage: Eukaryota; Metazoa; Chordata; Actinopteri; Cyprinodontiformes; Rivulidae
Product: glucagon receptor-like
Exons: 13
Coding region: 11-1297 (428 amino acids)
Biological process (GO): adenylate cyclase-modulating G protein-coupled receptor signaling pathway; cell surface receptor signaling pathway
Cellular component (GO): plasma membrane
Molecular function (GO): peptide hormone binding; glucagon receptor activity
Source: RefSeq, a predicted model, not a curated record